This is a messenger RNA of Didymosphaeria variabile, 900 nucleotides long. It is a transcript of the gene RRP45, whose product is annotated as 3'-5'-exoribonuclease. The record is from RefSeq and is a predicted model, not a curated record. The coding region runs from base 1 to 900 and encodes 299 amino acids. The transcript is spliced from 3 exons. Gene Ontology annotation, cellular component: cytoplasmic exosome (RNase complex); nuclear exosome (RNase complex). Gene Ontology annotation, biological process: U5 snRNA 3'-end processing; TRAMP-dependent tRNA surveillance pathway; exonucleolytic trimming to generate mature 3'-end of 5.8S rRNA from tricistronic rRNA transcript (SSU-rRNA, 5.8S rRNA, LSU-rRNA). Lineage: Eukaryota; Fungi; Ascomycota; Dothideomycetes; Pleosporales; Didymosphaeriaceae.
AUGCCUCAGGAAGCGCAAAUCUCAGUCAAUGAGCGCGCAUUCAUUCAGGAUGCUCUCAAAGAGCAGCUUCGUCUCGAUGGCCGCGCCUUUGAUGCAUUCCGCCCGCUAGAGCUCACAUUUGGAGACGAAUAUGGUGUUGCAGACGUGCAGCUAGGCAAGACAAGAGUGAUUGCGCGGAUAUCCGUUGAUGUGACGACGCCUUUACCUGAGCGCAAGUUCGAUGGCGUCUUUCAAAUCAUUACAGAGUUCUCUCCCAUGGCAUCACCAGCCUUCGAAGUCGGACGACCUACGAACGCAGAAGUAGUCCUUUCACGAAUCCUCGAGAAAGCCAUUCGCCGGUCCAACGCGCUUGACACAGAGUCGCUAUGCAUAAUCGCGGGUCUCAAAUGUUUCGCGCUUCGCGCCGACGUGCACGUCAUCGACCAUGAUGGAGGUCUCAUUGACGCAUCCUGCAUCGCUGUCAUGGCCGCACUGCAGCACUUCCGAAGACCAGACGUCCUAGUUGAAGGCGAGAAAGCAACUGUCUUGAGCAUACGCGAGCGCGAUCCCAUACCUCUGUCAAUAUUGCACCAACCGCUCUGCGUAACCUUCUCGUACUUUGAGGAAGGCGAGCUAUUCUUGGUUGAUUCAAACCUCGCGGAAGAGCAAGUUCGGGACGGCGAAGUCAUUAUUACAAUGAACCGACACGGCGAAGUAUGUCAAAUUGCCAAGUAUGGAGGCGCACCCGUGGAGCCUUAUGCGCUAUUCAACCUCACGAGUCUCGCUCUGCAAAAGGUCAAAGAGAUGAGUAAAUUCAUACAGGAGCGACUUGACGAGGACGCUAAGAGGAGGAACGCUGGAGGAUUGUUGGCAGAGCUCAGUGCUGAGAACGACAGGCCGUUCGACAGGCCCGUAGGAUGA